Molecule: messenger RNA, 1814 nt
Organism: Gekko japonicus
Lineage: Eukaryota; Metazoa; Chordata; Lepidosauria; Squamata; Gekkonidae
Gene: HIF1AN
Product: hypoxia inducible factor 1, alpha subunit inhibitor
Exons: 8
Coding region: 28-1104 (358 amino acids)
Biological process (GO): negative regulation of Notch signaling pathway; peptidyl-aspartic acid hydroxylation
Cellular component (GO): nucleus; cytoplasm
Molecular function (GO): peptidyl-histidine dioxygenase activity; ankyrin repeat binding; [protein]-asparagine 3-dioxygenase activity
Source: RefSeq, a predicted model, not a curated record
GGAUCACUUCCGGUCCCGGGCUCGGCGAUGGCGGAGGCCUCCGCGUCCUGCUCGGCUGCGGUGGGCGGCGGCUCCCCUCCCUCCUCCUCGCCGCCGCCUUCUCCCGGGGCCGCGGAGGACGGCGAGCGCGGCUGGAGCGAGGCCCAGUUCCGGCGCUACAGCUUCGAGACGCGGCCCAUCCCCCGGCUGCGCCAUGGAGACCCCCGCGCCGAAGAGCUCCUGGAGAGCGAGGAGCCAGUAGUGCUCACAGACACAAAUCUGGUGUUUCCUGCCCUGAAAUGGGAUCUGGACUACCUCCAGGAGAACAUUGGCAAUGGAGACUUCUCAGUGUACAGAGCCAGUACCCACAAGUUCUUGUAUUACGAUGAGAAAAAGAUGGCCAAUUUUAGGAACUUCAAGCCCAAGUCAAGCAGGGAAGAGAUGAAAUUCAGCGAGUUUGUUGAGCAGCUCCAGGAAAUCCAACAGCAGGAGAGUGGAGAACGGCUAUAUCUGCAGCAGACGCUCAACGACACAGUCGGGAGGAAAAUUGUAGUGGAUUUCCUGGGCUUUAAUUGGAAUUGGAUUAACAGGCAACAGGCAAAGCGAGGCUGGGGUCAACUGACAUCCAACUUGCUUCUGAUUGGUAUGGAAGGGAAUGUGACUCCAGCUCACUAUGAUGAACAGCAGAACUUCUUUGCUCAGAUUAAGGGCUACAAGCGGUGCAUCCUCUUUCCGCCUGAUCAGUUUGAGUGUCUCUAUCCCUAUCCUGUGCAUCACCCAUGUGACAGGCAGAGCCAGGUUGACUUCGAUCAUCCUGACUACGAGAAGUUCCCUAAUUUCCAGAACGUGGUGGGCUAUGAAACGGUGGUGGGCCCGGGCGAUGUGCUGUACAUCCCCAUGUACUGGUGGCACCACAUAGAGUCUUUGCUGAACGGAGGAACCACCAUCACUGUGAACUUUUGGUACAAGGGUGCCCCAACCCCCAAAAGGAUUGAGUAUCCCCUAAAGGCUCACCAGAAAGUGGCGAUAAUGAGGAACAUUGAGAAGAUGCUGGGCGAGGCCCUCGGGAACCCACAAGAGGUGGGUCCCUUGCUGAACAUGAUGAUUAAAGGACGCUACGACUAGUCCUUGGCCACUGCACCGGUGGAUGUUGGAGCUGCUUCCAUGGACAUGUCGUGGGAAAUCUGAGCGCUAGUAUUGCACACAGCACUUAAAAAGAGAGUGCCACGCCCCUGGCCCAGCUCUGCCACACUCUACACCCGUACAGGGGACGACCAGCACUGUGUUCCCUGAGCAAGAACCUGACCGUCAGUCACUCUGCGUGUUCCCUGCCUGCCCGGUAUACAGAGCUUGGCUCCUGGUACUUGAUUGAUGUUGAAAGCGUUAUGAAAUAUAUUGGGGAGGGAGCAAAGUGCAGGCUGCUGUUACCAGACUCCCGAACUCAUGCCACUACUCAAGAGCGUCUGGUGUUUCCUCAGGAUGGAUGCACCGCUUCCCAGUCUGGAACCAAAAACACGUCUGUGUGGAGGAAGCUUUUGGCCACGUCGUACUUUGGUGUCGAUUGCUUUCUUGUCUCUGGGUAGAGGAAACGAGCGCAUGACGGCAUCGGUGUGGGGAACGACCGGACACGUGGCCUUUGGAUCUUCCUUCCACACCUUGGCGUUAGAAAUACUCCCGGAAAGCCGCCUCCUCCCAGUUGUUCCUUCCCUCUGAUUUUGCCUUUCUGUUUUUUUGACUGAAGUGAGUUUCUUGUUGAUGACGUCGUUUCCUCCUUGACAGCAAGCGGAUGAAUGGCAGGCCAGUUUGGAGACACCGGAGCCUUCCGAGCCCCCCCC